AGCGGCCGCGGGGCGCGGGGCGGUGCGGGCGGGCGGCGGGGCCGCGGGCGGGUUGGCUUUGCGGCAGCAUGGAGGAGCUGAGCAGCGUGGGCGAGCAAGUCUUCGCCGCUGAGUGCAUCCUGAGCAAGCGGCUCCGCAAGGGCAAGCUGGAGUACCUGGUCAAGUGGCGCGGCUGGUCCUCCAAACAUAACAGCUGGGAGCCAGAAGAGAAUAUCCUGGACCCAAGGCUGCUCCUGGCCUUCCAGAAGAAGGAACACGAGAAGGAGGUGCAGAACCGGAAGAGAGGCAAGAGACCAAGAGGCCGGCCAAGGAAGCUCACGGCGAUGUCCUCCUGUAGCCGGAGCUCCAAGCUCAAGGAGCCCGAUGCUCCCUCCAAGUCCAAAUCCAGCAGUUCUUCCUCUUCUUCCACAUCUUCCUCCUCUUCCUCAGAUGAAGAGGAUGACAGUGACUUAGACACCAAGAGGAGCCCUCGAGGCCGCGAAACCCACCCAGUGCCUCAGAAGAAGGCCCAGAUCCUGGUGGCCAAGCCUGAGCUGAAGGAUCCCAUCCGUAAGAAGCGAGGACGCAAGCCCCUUCCCCCAGAGCAGAAGGCGGCCCGGAGACCCAUGAGCCUGGCCAAGGUGCUGAAAACUGCCCGGAAAGAUCUGGGGGCCCCGGCCAGCAAGCUACCCUCUCCACUCAGUGCCCCCGUGGCAGGCCUGGCAGCUCUGAAGGCCCACGCCAAAGAGGCCUGUGGUGGCCCCAGCACCAUGGCCACCCCAGAGAACCUGGCCAGCCUGAUGAAGGGCGUGGCCAGCAGCCCCAGCCGUGGUGGCAUCAGCUGGCAGAGCUCCAUCGUGCACUACAUGAACAGGAUGGGCCAGGGCUCUGCCCAGGCUGCCAGCCGGUUGGCUCUCAAGGCCCAGACUACCAACAAAUGUGGCCUUGGGCUGGACCUAAAGGUGAGGACACAGAAAGGAGAUCUGGGGCUGAGCCCCCCAGGAAGCAAAGUCCCAAAGGCUCCCAGCAGUGGGGCUGCAGAGCAAAAAGGGGGGAGCACAGGGGGACCCCCACAUGCCCACAGCGGUAGCAGGAUCCCUGCUGGGUGCCCGGGCCCUCAGCUACUACCCACCCAGGAGCUGAGCCUCCAGGUCUUGGACUUACAGAGCGUCAAGAAUGGCAUGCCUGGGGUAGGCCUGCUCGCCCGCCACACCUCGACCACCAAGGGUGUCCCCACCACCAACUCAGCUGCUGGGAAGGGCUCCGGGGGCAGCUCCACUGGGGGCAGUGGGACCAGCAUGUCCACCGACACAAGCAAAAGUGAGAAGCCGGCCCCUAGGGUGGCAGCUCUGCCCACCCCUGCAGGCAAGAGGGACUGUGUUAAGGGUGGUGCUACCACCCGUGUGCAGGACAGUCGAACAGCCCCAGGAGACAUCCGCAAGGCAGCAGUGCUGCCUGAGAUGAGCGCCGGCGAGGACAGCAGCAGCUCCGACUCAGACCCUGACUUGGUGUCGCCACCCAGCACUGGGCAGAACCUGUCGGUGUCCGUCCAGACCAGCCAGGACUGGAAGCCCACUCGCAGCCUCAUUGAGCACGUCUUUGUGACUGAUGUCACUGCCAACCUCAUCACUGUCACGGUGAAGGAGUCCCCCACCAGUGUGGGCUUCUUCAACCUGAGACAUUACUGAAGGCCCUGCCGCCAGCUGCCUGGGUCUUACCUGCCUCCGCCUCUGAACUGAAACGAAGCCCAAAUCCUCUGGAGGGGCUGGGUCGGGGAAGAGGGGUGUGUGAGCUCCUCUCCAGGCAGAUGUGGAAGGGGCUUCUCCCCAGUGCCCGCCCUGUCCUGGGUCUUGGGCAGGGACCUGUGUCUUUGCCUUGGUGGGGUUGGAGUCCCCACACUCCUACCUCUUGGCUGCCGCCUCACUCUCCUGGCUCUCCUCAGGCACCUGUGGCUCCAGCCGUCUUGGAAGAGCAGGUUCCCUGAGUGCAGCCACCCUCCCCACCUGGUGGUUGGUGGCAGCUUUGCUCUGCUCUCUUUGCUAUGGCGCCUUCUCCCAAUCCAGCUUGAUUUCUCCCCCAGGGUGGGGAGAGAAAGUGUAUUGAAGGAAGUCAAACCCCCAGGACUACUCCAACGAGGGGCCCACCAGUGUCCCCUCUGCCUGGAGCAAUUUUAGGAGACAGGGUGGGGUGCAGCUGGUACAGGCAUGGCUGUUUGGAGCUCCCCUUUCCCAGCAGUGCCUGAGCCGCCAAGGGGUAUGGGUCCUACCCCACAGCAGGGGGGCCAGCUGGGGCCUUCAUGUCUAAUACAAGGUGUUGGUAGCAGCAGUUGGGCAGGGUGGGGUCAGGUGCUGGAAGGGGUGGCUUUGCAGCCAUCACACCCUAAUUCAGAAUAACAUGCAGUCCCGGAGUAGACCUGAAAGCCCGAUGGGGUAGAGGGCUGGUCCCACCGCCCAAUCUCAUAUGAAGAGCCUCCAAGUUAGGUCUGGGGGCAGGAUGUGUCACUGCCCUCCUUCCUGCUGGCCUGUGACCCUGGUCUCCUUCCAAACCAGCCACAGCCCUCUUACCAGGGCCCCUCAGUUCUGAGGGAUUGAAAGUCAAGGGACUGAGGUGUGUCCAGAAAGAAGCUGGAAAUAGUGUGCAGGCCAGCAGAAGGGUCUGAGUCAGGCCCUGGGCGGGAAAGCCUUUCUACUCCCUGGAAUUUGUCUUCUGGUAAUAAAGGCCCAGCUUAGUCCUAAUCACAGCCACAUACUGCCCUAGGGGCCACUGAGGGCAGAAGUGCAGGCACUGGCUGCAGGUGGAUGUGCUCUGCUGUCCGGCUCCUGGCUGCUUGCAGGUGUUUACCAUAGUUGCCUCCCAUGACAGCUUCCCCUUGCUUUCCCCACACAGGGCCCUGUCCAGAUGGACUGACCACUUUCCCUGACAAUCCCCAUACACACACCUUCAGGGGUUUUGUCCCUUCUAAGCUGAGAAGCAACGUCACUUUGGGAGGCAGGAUCAAGUCAGAGCAGCCCACCUGGCAGAGGAUCCCAAUAAGCCAAAGCCUGCCAGCCUGGACCUCUAAGCCUGUCCCCUACCCUGUGGACAGCUGUGUCUUGGAACUGCAGUGUAUGAUUUCUUACAACACCAUGAUUUUUGUUCUGAGACACCAGCAUAGGACAGGGACAGACCAGCAGUAGCAGCAGGCAGUCUGGUUACUGGGUAUCUGAUGCCAAAAAGAAAACUCAAGGAAUAUGGGCCUGUUUCUGUUCUUGGUUAAAGUCAGCUGCCAGGUACAGGGCUUCACUCCAGACAUGACAGGGAAGAACUGCGGUCCUCAGACCAGGGGCAGGCCUGCCAGGCUGCAAGCCCCCUAUACCUCACUCCAUGCCAAAUAGGAAGAGGUAGCGUUUGUGUAGCCAAAUUGAUCACAACAGUGUGCCUUUGGGGAGGGACCUGCGUCCUUGGCUGUUAAGAUAGGCAUGGUGCUCACCUCUGCAGACAGCAAGGCUGGAACUGGAAGUGGGCAGUGAGGGGAAGCAUUGUCCCUGCACAGCCUGGGGAGAAUGGAUCCCAGCAUGCUAGGGCGCCUUGCAGAGAAGCCAAUAGCCUCUUUGCUGCCAGACAGUAUGCUUAGAGUUCCAAAGCCAGGCUGGCAGCUGCCUCUUGGCACACCCUCAGGAGUAACCCCAGGGUCCCAGGGGCUGUUGAAGGAAUGGGGGUGUCUGUCCCUGGGAGCCUGGGAUAACUGACUGGGCCCCAGCAGCCAGGUCUCUCCAAACCCUGAUUUGGUGCCUUUCUAAUUGCCAGCUACUUCAAUCCCAAAGUUUGAACCUGCAAACACCUUUACUCCCAGCCACUUUGCCUUGCUGUGUUGUGUCUUUUCCUGGUGCUUGGGAGCCCCUGUGGUUCACAUUGCGGGGUGUGUGUGUAUAGACACAAGCAUCCCCGUUGCCAUGGCACCGGAUGCUCGGAGUCAGUUGUCUUAUGUUUACCAAUAAAUAAAAUUAGUACUUUUAAUAUUUUAUUUGCUGCUAUUUAUGUGUGUAGCUAGGCAUCUACCGCAUCUGGCUUAAGAUUCAUUGUUUCUUUAUCCCCAUGGGUCUCGUGAACUGUCGCUGUAUACAUACUGGAUGGGUGUGUGAACUUCUGUCUUGUUUGCUUCUGUAUCAUAUAGGAAGUGGCCGGUUUGUUGUAUUUUUAUAUGUAUUUUUUCAUACCAAAAAGAGUGUUCUUUAUUUUUGGUUAUACUCAGAAUUUGGCUAGAGAGGGUUCUGGGCCACGAGGGGAAGACUAGAGGUUGAACCAAUGCCAAUCGUUGGCUUGAUUUGUUUUUUAAUUUAAAAAAAUCAUGUAUACCACUUCUAAUUGCUUUAAGCUAUGGUGGUUAGUUUGCUUUCUUCAGAGAACAAAAGUGGAUAUGUUAUUUCUCUGGGUAAAAAAGAUCUUUGCUGAAAUAGGCCAGCCCCCGUAUUUAGUUGGGACCAACCCCUUCAAAGAAAUACUUCCCCCAAGGAGCCCAGGAGACUUUAGGGGAAGAGAUUGGAGGUGGGAGAGGUAGUACCUAGAUAAGCAGAUAUUUACUCAAGUGCAUUUCAUGAUUCUGUGGGUUUUCUAGCAGUUUUUAAAAACUAACACUAGCAUAGGUUGCAGAUUUAGACUGGUGUUAAUUUAUUUUGUGGGGGAGAGACAUUAGCAAAUGGUGUCAGAAGAUUUUUGUCUUUUUGUUACC
Messenger RNA from Nycticebus coucang (slow loris), 4687 nucleotides. It is a transcript of the gene CBX2, whose product is annotated as chromobox 2. Gene Ontology annotation, cellular component: heterochromatin; PRC1 complex. Gene Ontology annotation, biological process: negative regulation of transcription by RNA polymerase II. NCBI's taxonomy places the organism in Eukaryota, Metazoa, Chordata, Mammalia, Primates, Lorisidae. The transcript is spliced from 5 exons. The record is from RefSeq and is a predicted model, not a curated record. The coding region runs from base 69 to 1667 and encodes 532 amino acids.